GACAGACAACAGAGACAGAAGCAGACAAAAAUCCUGCUUUGGGGAGCUGGAGUGUACCCCCGCUAGAACAGAAUGGGGAAAUCCAAGUCAGUCUCCAAAAGGAUUUGGGGGGUAGGGAACGGAGCUGUCAGCUGGUGGUAUGUACUUGGGGCUAUGGGGAGAAGGCAAGGACUACGGCUGGAACGUCUCUAGUCUUGCUCAGCAUCCUCGGGACCAGUGGAAAGGGAGCGAGACGGGACCUGGCAGCAAAACUCCCACCCUACUUAGGAAUCCACCAGGAUUGGGGGUUCUCUUGGUGACAUGGAGGAAGGAGAAGACAAUCAGGCCGAGGAUGCCAGCCAAUCAGAAAGAGAGGGAGGAGCUUCGGAUCCUGAGGCCACUGGAGAAUGUGAACCCUUGAGCCCUCCCUAUAGCGAAGCGGAGGCUCAGGAAGGCCCGGAAGGCCCCAAGGAGCUGGAGGAACAAGAGCCUGACCGAGGUCCGGAAGAGGCAAGCCCGUGGAAUGGGCCAGAUGAACUGGAGUUGAUCUCACAGGAUGGGGAAAACAAAGUUCGUGCCAAGCAGAACCUCCCUGAGGGAAUUUCCUGGGGUCCAUUCAGUGGAAACAUCCAGAGUGAAGGCUCCUCACCAGGGCAAGUAGAAAUGAGCCCGCCCGUGACCCUGCUGUUGGGAGAGGAGUGCUGCUGGCUGACCAAGCUCCCCCUGGUCUCGAAUGAAGCCGAUGCCAACUCGGUGAUCUUCAAGAAGGACGAGGCCAUUUGGUGCAAGACGACCAAGCCUGUGCCAGAAGCUGGCCUGAUGAGCGCGUUUCUCAUGGCUGAGCCCCAGGGCAUCACCAGCAACCCAGUGAAGACAGAGCCCGGGGACCCCGAAUACCCAGCCGCCCUGCAUGCAGACAUCCAGCUCCUGCCUCAGCAAGCAGGGAUGGCAGCCAUCCUGGCCACCGCUGUCGUCAACAAGGACAUCUUUCCCUGCAAAGACUGUGGCAUCUGGUACCGGAGUGAGCGAAACCUGCAGGCUCAUCUCAUGUACUACUGCGCCAGCCGCCAAAGUUCGGCCUCCCCGCUGGUGGAGGAGAAACCCAAGGAGACGUACCCCAACGAGCGGGUCUGCCCCUUCCCCCAGUGUAAGAAGAGCUGCCCCAGCGCCAGCUCCCUGGAGAUCCACAUGCGGAGCCACAGCGGAGAAAGGCCCUUCGUCUGCCUCAUCUGCCUGUCGGCCUUCACCACCAAAGCCAACUGUGAGCGGCACCUGAAGGUUCACACCGACACCCUGAGCGGGGUCUGCCACAGUUGUGGCUUUGUGUCCACUACAAGGGACAUCCUCUACAGCCAUCUGGUCACCAACCACAUGAUCUGCCAGCCAGGCUCCAAAGGCGAAAUCUACUCCCCAAGUGCAGGACACCUGGCCACCAAGCCAGGCCCCACAGGUUUGGCUCAGGCAGGCUCCACCGCCAGCCUCAAGUGUGGCCUCUGUGGCCUCCUUGCCGACAACCUCGCCAGCCUUCAGCAGCACAUGGCCCUACAUGGCCCUCUGCCCUCUUCAGACUCCAGCCAGGUGCCCCCAGUCCCUGAGUCACCCACACCUCCAGACACUGUGGCCAAGAAGGCCCCAGCAGAGGCAGAAAAUGGGGACGCCCAGGCCACCCCCCGAGAAAGCUGCUCCUCCUCUUCCUCGUCCUCUGGGGAGGGGGCAGUGCCACUGCUGAGGAUCAAAGAGGAGGCCAGUGAGGGCCCGGGGACAGAACCCAAUGCUGCCAGGAGCCAUAGCCAGGCUGAGCAGGGCGCCAGCCCCAGGUCAGAGCCUGAGUCCUCCUCGAGGACGUCCUCUCCCCAAAGCCUGGCAUCUGUGAAGGUCAAAUCCGAGCUGGCCAGCCCCACACCAGGCUCCAGCCCAGUGCCCAGUGAGGCAGGCGCGGGCCCCUCAGGGGGCACCAUCUUCCUGCCUCAGUACAUGUUUGGCCCUGAGCCCUCUGUCGUCCCGCAGGCCUCUGAAAUCUUGGCCAAGAUGUCCGAGCUGGUGCACAGCCGGCUCAAGCAGAGCCACGGAGGGGUGGCACCAGCCCUGUACCCAGGGACGCCUGCGCCCAAGGGUGCCACCUGCUUUGAGUGUGAAAUCACCUUCAACAACAUAAAUAACUACUACGUACACAAGCGUCUCUACUGUUCCAGCCGCCACCUGGCCGAGGACAGUCCCCCUGGGGCCCGCAAGCCAAAGGUGGCUGCCCCUGCCAAGGGCCCCCCUGGCGCUGCAGUGGCCCCGGCCAGAGCCAUGCUCUCCCCUCAGCCCCCGGAAGGACAGGGCCCGCCAGCCCCUGCAGAAGGUGAAGCAGAGGGGGAGCGCCUGUCACCAGCGGCAGAGGCCAAGACUGAGGAGGCGGGAGGGGGAAAGGAGGCCUCUCUGGAGGCAGACGGGCCAGGACGGGGCAGCGAGGACAGCCAGAGCCCGAGGAGCUCCGUGGACGACAUGGAUGAGGAUCCCAUGAAGACCGUGUGUGAGGCCUGCAACAUCCGCUUCAGUCGCCACGAGACCUACAUGGUGCACAAGCGCUACUACUGUGCCUCUCGCCACGACCCCCCUCUGCGGCGGCCUGGGGGCCCCAACAAGGUGGCCUUCGUGCCCCAGCCAGUGCGCACCCGGAAAAGGCGCAAGCUUUAUGAAAUCCACGCUGCCACCAGCAACGCCGGCCUGCUGCCAGCGACUCACCCCCCGCCACCACCUCCGCCACUGCCGCCUCCCCUGGGGGAGCUCCCAGCUUCCCCGCAGCUGGGCGUAAGCCCAGCCGAGGCCCUGGGGCUGGGUGCCCGGCCCGAUGUGCCUCCUGCCCUCCUGCUGCCCGUGGGCAAGGCCCCGGCCUCAGCGCCCUCCCCCAGCUCCAGCCCUGACAUCGAUGGCCCCAUCGACCUGAGCAAGAAGCCACGGCUGCAGAGAGCGGAGGGGGUGCCCGCAGCGCCCCCACCACCACCACCGCCCCCGCCGCUGCUCCCCCUGACCGACUACCACGAGUGCACGGCCUGCUGCGUCAGCUUCCACAGCCUGGAGGCCUACCUGGCCCACAAGAAGUACUACUGCCCUGCAGCCCCCCUGCAGAAGAGCGCCCUGGAGCAGCUGCAGAAGAUGGACAACCUGGCCAAGCCCCGCCUGGGCGGAGAGGGGCCCCGGCUCGUGCCUGGGGAUGAGCGGGAGGCUGGCGUGCGGGUGAAGGUGGAGAAAGGGGUGGCCUCGGCCACCCCGGGACUGGUCAAAGCCUCAGGCCUGCCGGUGGCCUACGCUGCUGGGGACCCCCUGCACCGUUACCCUGUCCCCAAACCCCUCCACCUUCCUGGUGGCAAGCCUCUGCCCCCAGUGGUGUGUCCCUACUGCCCUCUCAACGGGGCCAUCAAAGGUGACCUGAUCGAGCACUUCCGCCACGCCCACGGCCUCCUGGUGGCCAAGCCGGUGGCAGGACACAUACUGGCCGAGGCAGCCACGCCCCACACCCGGACACCAGCCACGGCCGGCUUAGGGGCUGAGAAUAGUCUCCCGGCCCCUCUCUCGCUGCCCCCUGCAACGACCUGCUCCUCCUCGUCCUCCUCUUCUUCCUCAGCCUCCUCUUCAUCUUCUUCCCCACAGCCAGGCCCCAGGCUCCCUCGGGACAGCUUCAAUGGCCAUGAGCUCAAGGAGCCCCCAGCCCCGGCCAACGGCAGUCCCCUGCCCGCCGGCUCUCCCCGGCCGGGCCUGCCCCUGUCCCCGGCCACCGCCCCGGCCCUCACCCUCUCGCCAGUGCCUGAAGCUCUGCUCCAGCCUCCCACCUCACCCAUGUACACAGACAAGGGGGUGCAGACCCCCAGCAAGGUCGCCCCUGCCACCGUCCCCAAUGGCAACCACAGAUACUGCCGUCUGUGCAACAUCAGAUUCAGCAGUCUGUCCACGUUUAUAGCGCACAAGAAGUAUUAUUGUUCCUCCCACGCCGCAGAGCAUGUCAAAUAAUCCUCAGCUCCCUCCCCUCCUUGCCCCUUCCUCUGCUCCCCCAGGCCUGUCCCACCACACUACAGACUGAUGAUCAAAUGACACACACCCUCAGCCCUGGCCACCGCCAGCCCAGGACAUGUCAGUGUGGGCGGCAGCGGGGGUCUGGCCCCGGAGCACUACGGCAGGGCAGGAGGAGCCCUUCUGCCCCAGGAAUCUUUCCAACAAAGCACAAGGCAUCGACCCCUUCCUUGGGCACCUCCUGGAGCCUCCAGCCUGAAUGGACUCCCUUUGCCCCCAGCCCAAGGGCCCAGUGACCAAGGAGGUGGGGUGGGGUGGGGUGGCCAGAGAAGUGUCUAGCUACAAAGAAAGGCAGGGUUGGGUUGGGGGAGGGGCAGAAUGGGACCCCGAAC
Dromiciops gliroides (monito del monte) is the source of this 4361-nucleotide messenger RNA. RefSeq names its product zinc finger protein, FOG family member 1 (gene ZFPM1). The transcript is spliced from 10 exons. Lineage: Eukaryota; Metazoa; Chordata; Mammalia; Microbiotheria; Microbiotheriidae. Gene Ontology annotation, biological process: positive regulation of transcription by RNA polymerase II; erythrocyte differentiation; heart development. Bases 301 to 3969 code for a protein of 1222 amino acids. Gene Ontology annotation, cellular component: nucleus. Gene Ontology annotation, molecular function: RNA polymerase II-specific DNA-binding transcription factor binding. The record is from RefSeq and is a predicted model, not a curated record.